Gigantopelta aegis is the source of this 3248-nucleotide messenger RNA. RefSeq names its product YTH domain-containing family protein 2-like. The record is from RefSeq and is a predicted model, not a curated record. Gene Ontology annotation, cellular component: cytoplasm. The transcript is spliced from 4 exons. Bases 1153 to 3162 code for a protein of 669 amino acids. Gene Ontology annotation, molecular function: N6-methyladenosine-containing RNA reader activity; mRNA binding. NCBI's taxonomy places the organism in Eukaryota, Metazoa, Mollusca, Gastropoda, Neomphalida, Peltospiridae. Gene Ontology annotation, biological process: mRNA destabilization.
GAGGCACAUACACAGCCGUCGCCAUACUUACAGUGAUUCGUGUUGUCGAUUGUUAAAGGUUUUUCAAAAUAGUUCCUUUCAUUGUUCCACUUAAUUAACUGUGUGUUUAGCGUAACAAUACCUGUGUGUGUUUGGACAAGUGUUGGAUAUUGUACAAUUAAAAGAGACGAUAAUCUGGUGUACUGCUGGCAAGUGAAGAUCAGAUAUCCAUGGGGAUGUGAAUCAGCCGUCUUAGGCGGUUACAGGUUCACGGUAUUCGUGCAGAUGUUGAGGUGCAAAGUUGUAAUAAAAUAAAAUGAUAUAAAAGAAUCUUAAUCUGGCAUGGCCAGUCAUUGCGAAUGAAAUGGAUAUGUAUAAAGGAAACUAAAUAUACAGAUGAUGAAAUUUCAUCAUUACAAUAAGAAUUAGAUAGAAGAAGCUUUGGUGACUUUAGUAUCUCCCUCAAUGAAUUGACUAAUUUGUUUCCAUGAGACUAUAGAACAGCAGUGCAAAGGUUACAAGAGGAGUUUAUCGUAAUUGAUAAACAAAACGAUAACAACUCAAUAAAAAUGGCAUGAAACAGCAGUGGCGACCCUCAAACCUGCAUGUUUCAUCUUGUAAAACUUGAUCAUCAGCAGAUUAAACUUUUUGAAAGUCCUGAAGUUAAAACUUUUCUCAUUACAAAAAUGAAGGCACGUAAAUAUGAUCUUAUGUUUGAUGAAAAAGAUCCAACAAUUGCUUCUGUGCAGGUUAAAGAUGUCGAUAUGUUGGAAGAAGCUAAACUGUAUUUUGUGCAUUUGGUUGUACGCCGUUCUGUUGAUAUCAAAAUUGUCAAACCAACCUAUUUGUCAACAGGUGAACUUUUGCAGCUGCUUCAAAAAGCCAGAAGAGAUGGAAAGCUGUGUGUGGAACUAAAUAAUGAUGUGAUAACAUUUGUUUCAACUAAAGAUAUUGAUGAACGUGUUUGCAGGACAUGGAACAAAGUCAUCACUGACGGCUGUGCAGAGGAAAUUCAGAUGUCAAGAGACGUUUACUCAGUGUUCCUUCGUGGCUGGGAAACGAACUGGAUACAAGACCUGUCAGAGGAAGAUGAUCCUGCUAUUAUUGACCUGUUUACAAAUGAUGACAAGUAUGGCGUCGCACUGAAGGGGACGGAAAACAGUUGUAUACAAAAUGGUGGAUGCCAUUCAAGAAAAACAUUCAAAACCUAAACCUAUUAAUCAACUAGGAAAGCAAUGCACAGAAAACCAAUAUGCGAGUGAAAAUUCUGAAACAUUACAUUCCUUUGGUUACGAAACAUUGUCCUAUGAGCGUACCACUGGAAGUCUAGAUUUCAAAGGGAAUCUUCUUACUGUCAAAGUUUACAUCGCGGAUAUCACCAAGCUGAAGGUUGAUGUUGUUGUUAACGCUGCCAAUGGACAACUGGAUUACGGCAGUGUCGCGAAUUACAUUGCACAAGCUGCUGGUGACGACUUAGAAAGUGAAGACUAUAUUCAGAAACAUGGUGAUGUCCCUGUAACCAAUCUUGCAGUAACCGGCGCAGGACGUCUGCCGUGCAAGAGUGUGUUCCACGCUGUAUGGCCGACCUGGUACGACUACAGUGAGGAGGAGAAACACGUCUGUCUGGAGGAUCUGUUGAAAACUAUCUUCAGAUGUCUGUGUGCCGCCAGAGAUCUAAAUAUGACGUCCAUUGCUAUUCCUCCCAUCGGUUCAGUGAUAUCUGGAGUACCGAAGGUGUACUGUGCAGAGAUGUAUGUACGAGCUGUUAGAGGUUUUGACCUGUAUGUCCAGGGAGGUUCUUUGAAGGAAGUCCAUUUUGUGGAUGAAAAUACAGAAAUGGUGGAUUUGAUACAAAAAUCCUUUAGAAAAGAAUGGAAGAAAUCAGUUAGUGAAGAAACUGCCAUGAAUGACCAGAUGAUCAUUAACGAGAUGUUAGGAUCAUUUUCAGUUCAGCCAAAUGGUUCUUCGGCAUGGUCAACAGCUGGAGUCAUGAACAGUUCCAUUCUGGACAAUUUGACAACUUUCGAUCUGUACAAAGACAAGGCCCAAAACAAGCCGCAGUGUCAGUACAUGGAGCAGGAGUAUUAUCGGCCGGAGAACAUGAUGCCCGCCGAUCCAUACAGUGCGAUGAACGGGGAGUUGGACAGGGACGGUGUGAACACUGUGGAACAGAAUCUAAAGGGGAUGACUCUAGCCGACGGCAAAAUGGAUGGUGUGGUGAACGAUAUGGGUGGGGGUGAGAAUGGGGUGAAUAUGGCACAGGGACCAGUUAUUUCGGGUGGUGGAGGAGGGGGCGGUGGUUCGCAGGCUCCGAAGAAGGCCUCGUGGGCUGCGAUAGCGAGUCAGCCGACUCGACAGCAGCCAAAACAACGGACAAUUCCGCGGCCACCCGUCAACCCCAAGCAGCACAAUAUGGACAUAGGCACGUGGGGGGAGAACCGAUGCAACGGUGGUGGGUUCAACGCACCUCAGCGACAGAUGAACUCUUCUUCGUACAAUUCGUCGGGUGGGAAUUCUGGCGGCGGCAACGACCACCGCUCCAACAGCAACGGCGGGUACAGUGGGUCGUCUAAUUCUUCGUCAACAUCGUCAGCAGUGAUGGCUGUGCACAGUCCCGUUGUGGAUAAGUUGAAAUCGUCGAACCAAUAUAACCCCAAGGAAUACAACCUCAACCUGAAACGUGCGCGUUUCUUCAUCAUAAAGAGUUACUCUGAGGACGAUAUCCACCGGUCUAUCAAGUACAGCACCUGGUGCAGCACGGAACACGGAAAUAAACGUCUCGACCAGGCAAUGCGCGAACGCGAGGGCAAAGGCCCCAUCUUCCUUCUGUUCAGUGUUAAUGGCAGCGGACAUUUCUGCGGAUUGGCACAGAUGGUUUCGCUGGUGGACUACCAGAAGAGCAGCGGUAUGUGUGCACAGGACAAGUGGAAGGGACAGUUUGAGGUGAAGUGGAUCUAUGUGAAGGACGUGCCCAACAGCCAGCUGAGACACAUCCGGCUGGAGAACAAUGAAAACAAGCCUGUGACCAACUCACGCGACACUCAGGAGGUGCCGCCCGAGAAGGGUAAACAGGUGUUGAAAAUAAUUCAUAGCUACCAGCACAAGACGUCCAUCUUCGAUGACUUCACUCUCUAUGAAAAACAGGAGGAAGAGGAAGUCACGAAGGUAAAUUGGAAAUUGUAACCUCUGCAAUUAAGAAACUAGUGUCCACGGCAUUUUUCCACGGCAAUUUGUUAUAUUUGCAACUCUGUAUUGUAAGUAAAUUUGAA